Messenger RNA from Nothobranchius furzeri (turquoise killifish), 2470 nucleotides. RefSeq names its product solute carrier family 25 member 51b (gene slc25a51b). Lineage: Eukaryota; Metazoa; Chordata; Actinopteri; Cyprinodontiformes; Nothobranchiidae. Gene Ontology annotation, biological process: mitochondrial NAD transmembrane transport. Gene Ontology annotation, cellular component: mitochondrion. The record is from RefSeq and is a predicted model, not a curated record. Gene Ontology annotation, molecular function: NAD transmembrane transporter activity.
CAUGCGCAGAUGGCGAAUCGCUGUCACCCACUGCUGCUGGGGCUCCAGACACGACCUCCUACAGCACUGAGCUAAUUUAUCCUGCAUAAACAACACUCUGGCAGCACAGGCAAAGAACGGUGACUGAUUGGUUUACACUGAAGUGGAGCAUUUGUGUUGAUGUGAUGUUGGAGGAUCAGGUCAUGCACUGAGCCUCCCAUGGCUGUCACCAUGGACUCUGAGUCAGCCCGGACACCUCAACCCCAGGCUGCCUUGACGAAAGGAGCGCCAUCCUUGCUGCCUUCUGGGAUUCUGAGUGCCAGGUUGGGUCACCAGGGGAAGCACUAUGUCUGCGGUUCCAUUGCAGCUGUCACUAAUAUCGUGGUGACCUUCCCCAUUCAGAAGAUUUUGUUCCGCCAACAGCUGCAUGGCGUGCUGGCUACCGAGGCGGUGCGGCAGCUCCAGAGGGAUGGGUUGAGGAACCUUUAUCGAGGUCUGCUCCCUCCGCUGCUACAGAAGAGCACCACCGUGGCCAUCAUGUUCGGCCUUUACGAGGACUUCUCUCGAGUGUUACUUGACCACGCCGGCGGCAGCGGCAUACCAGAGCUUGUAACCAGAAGCUUUGCAGCAGCUCUAGCAGGAACUGCAGAAGCCAUCCUCAUGCCGUUCGAGCGUGUACAGACUCUCCUCCAAGACCAUCGACACCACGCGCGCUUCAACAACACCGCCCACACCUUCCGGACACUCCUUACCGAGUACGGUGUUAGAGAGUGUUACCGCGGCCUUGUGCCCAUACUCCUCCGUAAUGGCCCCAGCAACAUACUCUUCUUUGGGCUUCGGGGGCCCAUUAAAGAGCUGCUGCCAGAGGCCACUAACAAGGCCGGCCACUUGGUUAACGAUUUUGUGUGCGGAGGCGUGCUGGGGGCAGCUCUUGGCAUCAUGUUUUACCCACUGAAUGUGAUCAAAUCCCGAGCUCAGUCUCGUGUUGGUGGAGAUUUCCCGUCGUGCAGGACGGUGCUGUUAACGGUGUGGAGGGAAAGGGGCGGCAGCCUGGCCAUGCUGUUCAGAGGCGCCCAUCUCAACUACCACCGCUCACUCAUCUCCUGGGGGAUCAUCAAUGCCACAUACGAGUUUCUGCUGAAGCUUCUAUGAAAGGAGGUAACAUGGAAAUGGUAAAGUUUUGUUUUAAACGAGGGCAGAAAGAGAGAGUUGACUGUAACUGUUUGGAAACAAAGCAGUCAGUGUAAGAUAAUCACUGCCAUUGUUACUUUUCAAUGUUUUCAGAGCAUUAUACCCAACACUCAUACUCCAGCCUUCACAAUUCUUGUGCCAGGGUCCAAAUGGUAGCCCUCGUGUGCUCGUGUACAGAAAGUUGGAAGAGUUUUGUCUUUCUUUUUGUCUACAGUUGAGUAAAAAUGAUCUAAUACGAUUAGCUGUUUGUACCAAAAGCUUUUACUUUAAAUGAGCUGCAGCGUUUUGAAAUCCACCUGUUUGUUAGACCAAGCACACUUUGGCCAUACCGUUCAAAUGUAGCCACUUUUGUGCUUUUCACUGAAAAUAAUUGUGACAGAGAGACUGAAACUCCUGCUGUUUUUUCUUGUUCCUUACAUUUAUGUGAAUCACACGCUGACGAGAUCGACAGACAAAUGCAGAAGAAAUGAUUCAAAUCAAACCUAUUUUUUAGAAAUACCAAAAAUAUAAAAUAAAGAACUAGUAUGGCCAGGGUAGCAAAAAAAUAUUUAUGGUCACUAAAGUUUUUUUGGGAAAAUAUUUGUGUAAAACAAUUUAUUUUGACUUCUUUUUUAUGAACGAACAAGCAGGAUGUUGUAGUUCUGAUGAAUGCUUUUAACGCAUUUGUCAGUAAAAAAAAAUGCUCCAUCCUAUUUAGCUGUUCUUAAAAAUGUUUAAAAUAGAGUGAAACUGUAUUUGGAGUUCUAUUAAACAGAGAAAGUGUGAAUGUUAAAUUGUAAGUGCACCUUCUGUUUUGGACAAAUGCUUCUUAUUAUUCACUCAAAAUCAAUUAGUUACUGAACAUUUAGCUGGUGUCACUGGUUUGGCUCUUGUAUUUAUUGAUAUUUCCUUCUCAUGCUUGCUCUCCUCUCUGUCUGUAACAUCUGUUGACAUAAUGGGCUCAAAUUUCAAGCUUGAGUAGAUGCAGCAGCUCUGAGUGCGUGCCCGACGAGGAAGGGAACGUCGCUCGCGUAUUUGAGACCGAAAAGUAACGUUCCAGAGAAAAGGCAGGGAUAGAGGGUGAUGUUCUGUGGCACAAAAGCUCAAGCUGCCAUGUAAUAUGGACCACUUGGCCUGUUUUUAUUUUUGAACUAUACCCAUUGUUCUGCUGGGUUACACGUUGUCCAGGUUUGAGAUUUCUUUGUCAGACGUAAGAUUUUAUAUCCUGUUUAUACAAAUGCUGAUGUUAAAAUGAUUUUCGUGGAGAAAAAGUCACUACGUGGAUCUAAAAAUGUCAAAUCCAAUAAAACUUUGAACAAUC